AUGAUGUUCCUAAUUUUAUUUGUUUAUUGUUGUCUACAGAGCUUGUUAAACUUUGUAAAGACAGAUUUGAUAACAAGUAUCACACAAUUAUAUAAUGCAAGCUGCUCUAAUAAAGGGCAGGACUUAACAUUACAGAUCAAAGCUAUGCUUCAAUCAGAAAAAAGGGACAAAAAACAGCCUAAAAGAAUGCUUGAGAGAAAAACAAAGAUAGAACGCUAUGACCCCAGCACUGAAGCAGAGGAGACAUUGGUACUCAAGCUUAAAAAUGAAAUUGUGCUUACCAACUGCCUAACUCAGAUUACAUGUAUUCAAGGCAUAGAUCCAGAACUAAAAAAUGGUGUUGUAAUGAUGGUAAACACCCCCUUAUCUGAUUUUAAAGAUGAAUGGACCAGACUUUCAACAUUCAAAGAUUACCCACAAAGUGAUAGACUAUCUACAGUUCUUCUGGCUCACUUUAGAUUUGUAUGUAUUGAUAGAGAUGGUACUAAGAAAGUUAAAUGCUGUGACUGCUCUUUCGAGCUAGGUGACUUUGAUGAUAAUCAAACUGCCGAAUGGCACUACAAGCGUUGUCACCCGAAUAGCCCCAGGGUAGCAAAUGUACCUGCCAACACCCAGCCUAGUGUGAAUCCUGUAGCUACUGCCAUGUUUCCCCCAACAGCACAUGAAAAUACAAGCAGAUCUGGAGCAAGUAUACAAGUAAACAACCUACAAGAGCAAACUGAAGAAAUUCAUGAUGAAGCUUUAAACAACCAACAAGAGCAGACUGAAGAAAUUCAUGAUGAAGCUUUAAACAACCAACAAGAACAGACUGAAGAAAUUCAUGAUGAAGCUUUAAACAUCUUACAAGAACAGAACGUGCAUACUGAUAAUGAAAAUAGAGCUGCUGUAAAUAACCCACCAUCUGCAGGGUCACCAAUCUCUAGUUCACAAACAUACCUUAGCCGUAUAGCUGUGAACAGAAACCUAGCAAAACAACUAUCACCAGAUUUAGGCAUUUAUAAUGAAAGGCCUAAACACACAGAAUAUGUUAGUCUGAAAAAACGAAUCCAGACCUUCAAAACUUGGCCAAAUUCUGGUAUAUCCCAUGUGGACCUUGCUAAAUCUGGCUUCUACUAUAAAGGAAUUAAGGACCAUCUAACCUGUUUUUUCUGCGGAAUGAUUUUGUCUGAAUGGAAGCAAGGUGAUGACCCUUUUGUAGAACAUGCUCGCUGGUAUCCACAAUGCCGUUACAUAAGGCAACAUAAAGGCCAGGCUUUUGUUGAUGCUGUAUGUCAAAUCCAUGAAACUAAGAAGAGUGAUAAGAGUGUGAUUACUCGCCAGGAUGUGGAGACUUUUAUGGGAAAAGGAAAAGAAAUUUGUUCCAGAUAUGAUGAACCAGAUAUAACUUCUGAUGUGGCCUUUCAAAUACUUGUGAGAGGGGGUUACCAACAAGACAAAGUUUACACAGCUGCACAGGAGGUGAAAGAUGCAGAAUUACAAUUAUCAACAUAUAGAGUACUUCAAAAACUCUUGGAAAAUAGAGGAAACAGUACAAGACAUCCAGCCAGACAUACAGUUAAUAGGAGGAUUGAAAAGCUGAAAACAGAAAAUGACAUUCUUCGCAAUAAGUGGCUAUGCAAGAUUUGUUUACAAAGACAACUAAAAAUAGUUUUCAUGCCAUGUGCUCAUCUGAUUAUGUGCCAAGAGUGUGCUGUAGAUUUUGAAAUGUGCCCUAGUUGUGGAAUGCCAAUUGAAAAAUAUCUGGAUGCUACUUUGUGAAAGAAAAAAAAAAAGACUGUUAUUUAUUUGUUCUCAUGAAUUGAGCAUUUUAAAAUGAUAUGCUUGUGACAUAGUCUGGUCAUUUUUUUUAUUUUAUGAAUAAAAAUUACAUUUAUAUC
This is a messenger RNA of Physella acuta, 1877 nucleotides long. RefSeq names its product baculoviral IAP repeat-containing protein 3. NCBI's taxonomy places the organism in Eukaryota, Metazoa, Mollusca, Gastropoda, Physidae. The record is from RefSeq and is a predicted model, not a curated record.